UAGUCUACAACCCUGAACGUCUUUGAAAUGUUGGAGGAAAUUAGAGCACCCGGAGUAAAAACCCACACAGGUCAAGGGGAGAACGUACAAACUCUACCCGUAGUCAGGAUCGUACCCGGGUCUCUGGCGGUGAGGCAGCAACUGUACCGCUGCGCCACUGUGCGGCGCAGAAUUAUAUAACGGUUUCCUCCGCCAUAAACGCACCCAAUAUGUGCUAGUAAUGUCCUGUUUGCCAGCUUGUUGACCCUCUGUGUUCCCCUCCUGCAGGGUUUAGGGGCCGUUGCUGUGGACGGAGAGACGGGGACGUGAGCGGCCAUUUAGGGCGGCCAGGGUGCCGUGAGCCCCCCCCCCCACAACUGCUCGGUGUGCGGGCUGAGCUUCGAGGGGCUGAGCUUCGAUGGAGGACCACAUGACGGGGCAAAACAAGGAGAAGCGUUAUGAGUGCGACGUGUGUGGCAAGGCCUGUCAGCGCCCGAGCUGGCUGGAGAUCCACAGGCGGGAGCACACGGGAGAACGCCCCUUCGACUGCUCGGAGUGCGGCAAGAGCUUCAAGACAGCGGAUGUGCUGAAGAUCCACCGGCGGGUGCACACGGGUGAGAAGCCCUAUGGCUGCUCCACCUGCGGCAAGAGCUUUGCCCAGAUAUCGGGGCUGCGGGAUCACCGGAGGGUGCACAGCAGUGAGCGGCCCUUCACCUGCUCCAACUGCGGCAAAUGCUUCAAGUCGUCGCCGGACCUGAAGAGGCACAGGCUCCUGCACACCUGCAGCGACUGCGGCAAGGGCUUCAUCCUCUCCAGCUACCUGGUAUCCCACACUGGCGAGUGCCCCUUCACCUGCUCCCAGUGCGGCAAGAGCUUCACCUCCUCCAGCAGGCUGCUGUCCCACCAGCGCACCAAACCUGGAGAGCGUUCAUGCACCUGUACCCAGUGCGGAAAGGGCUUCAAUCGCUCCUCCAAGCUGCUGUCCCACCAGCGCACCCACACUGGCGAGCGUCCCCACAACUGCACCCAGUGCGGCAAAGGCUUCACCUCCUCCAGCAGGCUGCUGGAGCACCAGCGCACCCACACCGGCGCGCGCCUCUACACCUGCACCCAGUGCGGCAAGGGCUUCAACUGCUCCACCCAUCUGCCGACUGCGGCAAGGGCUUCAUCCUCUCCAGCUACCUGGUAUCCCACCAGCGCACCCACACUGGCGAGUGCCACUUCACCUGCUCCCAGUGCGAGCUUUGCCCAGAUAUCGGGGCUGCGGGAUCAUCGGUGGGUGCACAGCCGUGAGCGGCCCUUCACCUGCUCCAACUGCGGCAAAUGCUUCAAGUCGUCGCCGGACCUGAAGAGGCACAGGCUCCUGCACACCUGCAGCGACUGCGGCAAGGGCUUCAUCCUCUCCAGCUACCUGGUAUCCCACACUGGCGAGUGCCCCUUCACCUGCUCCCAGUUUACAAUCACCUUGGUCAUCCACGAUUGCCUCUCGACCCGUGCGAUUACUAAGGAGAAGGUGCUUGGAAAACUGAAAAUGCUGAGGCUCGUUAAAUCACCUGGACCGGAUGGACUGCACCCCGUGGUUCUGAAGUAG
Molecule: messenger RNA, 1570 nt
Organism: Leucoraja erinaceus (little skate)
Lineage: Eukaryota; Metazoa; Chordata; Chondrichthyes; Rajiformes; Rajidae
Product: zinc finger protein 180-like
Exons: 4
Coding region: 398-1570 (390 amino acids)
Biological process (GO): regulation of transcription by RNA polymerase II; central nervous system development
Cellular component (GO): nucleus
Molecular function (GO): RNA polymerase II cis-regulatory region sequence-specific DNA binding; DNA-binding transcription factor activity, RNA polymerase II-specific
Source: RefSeq, a predicted model, not a curated record